AUGUUGAAAUCGUUUGCGGGAAUCCUUGCCCUGGCAAGUCUAUCGGCGGCCCAUGGAGACCAUGAUCAAAUCCCCAUGGCAGGUCCACACAAAGACUUUUGGUACAAUACUCUACCAGGAGACGGGGGCACUCAAGCUGAUUCAGUAUUCUCUGGAAUAUCCACCUUCGGUCGCUUGCCUUAUUCCCCUUGCCUGUCCACCGAUGACGUGAAGUACGAUAUUGCUUUUCUGGGUGCUCCCUUCGAUACUGGAACCUCAUACCGACCCGGUGCACGAUUCGGACCUAGUGGUAUUAGACAAGGGUCUCGUCGUCUCAAUCUUUAUGGAGGAUAUAAUGUGCCACUUCAGGCUAAUCCAUUCUCCGGAGACAUGAAGAUCCUCGACUGCGGAGAUAUUCCAGUCACCUCGUACGACAAUGAAUGGGCCAUUCAGCAAAUCGAAGAGGGACACAAUAGUGUGUUGAUGCGCAGGCCCUACACGGACGCAGAUAAAGCAGGCCUUUCUACCGCUGGCAAGACUCUUCCUCGCGUUAUCACGCUAGGAGGAGAUCACACUAUAACCCUACCCCUGCUGCGGAGCAUCAACAGAGCCUAUGGCCCUGUUACUGUGAUACACUUUGAUAGCCAUCUUGACUCGUGGAAGCCAAAGGUUUUUGGCGGUUCUCCAAGUGAGGUUGCCGCCGUCAACCAUGGAACCUACUUUUAUCAUGCUGCCAUGGAAGGCUUGCUGAAGAACGACACCAACAUCCAUGCCGGUAUUCGCACAACUGUCUCUGGGCCAUCCGACUAUGAGAACGAUGGUUAUUGUGGAUUUGAAAUUGUCGAAGCCCGAGAAAUUGACACAAUCGGUACCGGUGGUAUUAUCAAAAAGAUCCGAGACCGUGUUGGCACCGAGAACCCCGUCUACCUCUCUAUCGAUAUUGAUUCCAUCGACCCUGCCUUCGCGCCGGCAACUGGUACCCCCGAGACUGGCGGUUGGUCCACUCGUGAGCUGAGAACCAUCAUUCGUGGUCUUGAUGGGAUUAACUUCAUUGGUGCCGACAUCGUCGAGGUCGCACCUGCAUAUGAUACUAAUGCGGAGCUGACUACUAUGGCUGCUGCCGAUGUGUUGUUUGAGGUCCUCACUAUCAUGACAAAGAAGGGCCCUCUUUCUGUCGGUGGCACAAAUCAUGAGCUGUAA
Penicillium pulvis is the source of this 1179-nucleotide messenger RNA. Its product is annotated as agmatinase. Gene Ontology annotation, molecular function: agmatinase activity; metal ion binding. The transcript has 8 exons. The record is from RefSeq and is a predicted model, not a curated record. Lineage: Eukaryota; Fungi; Ascomycota; Eurotiomycetes; Eurotiales; Aspergillaceae. The coding region runs from base 1 to 1179 and encodes 392 amino acids.